CAGUAAGCUGCUGGGCGAUACCAUUCACAGAAUGGGGGGAUAGCACAUGGAAUAUUACCCCCUUUGGGUGUCGGAAUGGUGAGCAGUACUUCAGAUUUAAUUACUACCUUUAUAAUAAUUAUAGAUAAUUGGUGCACUGAUGAUCACUGUGGGUCUGGCGGGUUAUGUGGCAGGCACAAUAAUAUUUUAGCACCCAUGUUUCCUCUUUCUUAAAAAUGGACUCGUCCAUUGCGUGCCUCACCAUAUUAGGGAAAAUGGAAUGUUCAAAGAGCAAACCAAGUCAAUCUCUUCUCGGGGGGAACCAACAACUAACCCUGAUGUCUUGGGUACUUUCUCUACUUCACAAUGAAUUCACUGUGACUAAAAUUGAAUAGUUAUAUUCAUUCAAGCAUGUAUUUAUUACAGUGUUGCUAAACACUAUUUUUGCUCAUGUAGAGGAAACCCCCCUUCUCGGAGUGUACCAUGUUCAUUGUCAGCUCGGGCAGGCGGCUGUGUGGGUGGUGUGGAUGAAACCACCUGCAGGGGGAACGGGGGUGUUUAUACAAUCUGUGAAUAGACUAAUUGAUCACACGGUUUAUGGUGAUUAUUUGGUGCCUGAUAUGAAUUAUUCACGGUGACAGUGGGUAGCGGAUAUGCUGGCGGGUGUGGUGACUGAAACCGUGUAAACACCCCCAUGCCGUGUAAUGGUACGCGCCGAGUGCUCGGUUUUGCGGGGCGAUAACGGCGGCCGGGCCUCGGCAGCGAUUUCCUGCCAUCUGCUGGCGGCUGCGAGAGGGGCUCACACCGGGGGAGCGCACGGGAGGGUACAGGGCCAGCACGGGGUGCGUAGGACUGUGUGUGGGAGGAGGAAUGGGGGUACGGGGGAUGCUGGGAUCAAUGGGGGUACAGGGGAUGCUGGGAUCAAUGGGAGGCAGGGGAUGCUGGGAUCAAUGGGAGGCAGGGGGAUGCUGGGAUCAAUGGGGGCAGGGGAUGCUGGGAUCAAUGGGGGUACAGGGGAUGCUGGGAUCAAUGGGGGGCAGGGGAUGCUGGGAUCAAUGGGGGGCAGGGGAUGCUGGGAUCAGUGGGGGUACAGGGGAUGCUGGGAUCAGUGGGGGUACAGGGGAUGCUGGGAUCAAUGGGGGGCAGGGGAUACUGGGAUCAGUGGGGGUACAGGGGAUGCUGGGAUCAAUGGGAGGCAGGGGAUGCUGGGAUCAAUGGGGGUACGGGGGAUGCUGGGAUCAAAGGGAGGCAGGGGAUACUGGGAUCAAUGGGGGUACAGGGGAUGCUGCGGCUGCCUGGGUUCAGAGUGUGCAGCCAAGCAGGGGAGCUUCCCAGCAAUGUGGGUAUAAGUAGUAGGGGGGAGACUGCUGGAGAUGGGGGCAGCAUGCUUUAAGGGAAAGCAGAGAAUGCACGGGUACUGCAACACUACAUUGACUGCCAUUGUAUGGGUACAGCACCCCUAAUACCACUGUAGGUUGGGAAUGUGUGGGUACAACAAUUGGGGGUAGGCAGUGAAUGCGUGGCUAUGACUCCUAGUUAGGCAGAGGAUAGUUGUCUGCAUCCCCCCGUGAUAGGCAACGAAGCUGUGGCUACUACAUUCCUUCUGCCCUGGCAAAGGCAAUGAAUGCAUAGCUUCUACAUCUCCCUGUGAUAAGCAACAAAUGCGUGGCUACUACAUCCCUCCCACCCCGGGAUAGGAAAUGAAUGCAUGGCUUCUACAUUCCUCCCACCCCGGGAUAGGCAAGAAAUGCGUGGCUACUACAUCCCUCCCACCCCGGGAUAGGCAACGAAUGUGUGGCUUCUACAUGCCUCCAACCCCGGCAUAGGCAACGAAUGUGUGGCUUCUACAUGCCUCCCACCCCGGCAUAGGCAACGAAUGUGUGGCUUCUACAUGCCUCCCACCCCGGCAUAGGCAACGAAUGUGUGGCUCCUACAUCCCUCCCACAACGGGAUAGGCAACGAAUGUGUGCCUUCUACAUGCCUCCUACCUAGGCAUAGGCAACUAAUGUGUGGCUUCUACAACCCUCCCCCCCGGGAUAGGCAACCAAUGCAUGCCUUCUGCAUUUCUCCCACCCCGGGAUAGGUAACAAAUGCGUGGUUACUGCAUCCCUCUCCCCAGGAUAGGCAGGAAAUGCGUGGUACUACACCCUUCUCCUCGGGAUAGGAUGUAAAUGGCCGGGUGUAGCAACUCCUUAAAACAGCAAGUGUAUGGGUACAGCACCUCAGGCUAGGCUGGGGUGCCACUCUGGUGGCUUUGACUUAAGAAAGUGGAGGCUGUAGUCUUGUGUGUAUUGAAUUCUGACUGGAUGCAGUGGAUAGGUGGGAUGCACUAGAUAUGAUUUGCAGUGUGCGGUUUCUAUAGCAUUUUGACGCAUGGACCAUUGAUAUAUAGCAUGGAGGGUAUAAGUGCAGGUGCUCCAUGCUUUGGAGUUGAUAAGUCUGCUAUUUUGUCUUUGGGUUUAUGUAAGGAAAAUAAAUCAAAGAAGUUCAUAAUCCAAAUUUUAAGUGAAACCAUUUAUUCAGCCAACAACACCUAUUAAACAGUGGAUCUGCAAUAUUUUUUACUUUGCUGCCAAAAAGGUUGGCUGAAUAAAUGGGUCCCAUGAAGAUUUGGAGUGCAGAAUCCCUUUGAUUUAUAUAUUCUACUCGGAGCGUCUACGGCCAGAGCCAAGUGUCUCUAGCAAGAUGUCUGUAAACAUAUGUAUGGGAGUAGAAAGGGUGAUUUUUAAAUGGAAUAAUUAAUUUAAUUUGUGUCAAUAAAGUUUAUGUUCCUUUUUCUGCAGUCUGUCCAUUACCACAAUGAGUGAGUUAAAGGACUGUCCGCUGCAGUUUCACGAGUUUAAGUCUGUAGACCAUGUGAAGCUGUGCCCUCGGUAUACCGCUGUCCUGUCCCGCUCAGAGGAUGAUGGUAUCGGCAUUGAGGAGCUUGAUACACUUCAGCUGGAACUAGAAACUCUCCUCUCCUCAGCAAGCCGGAGGCUCAGAGUACUGGAAGCAGAGACACAGGUCAGGUGCAAACUGAUGGAAGGGGAAAUAAACAACAUUUUUAUUUUAAAGUCAUAUCCCAUUCAUCAGAGACCAUAUAAAAGGGGACCAUCACCUCCCACGAUUUUUAAAUAUAUUUACAUGUGUUUGUGAAAUGUGAAAAAAAAUAAAAGUUAACCCUUAAGGACCAUCUUUUUUGUGAUGUGAUGCGUUUGUGACAAAGGCCUUUUUGGCACUUUUGCCAUGUGUUCGUUCUACCAUAAUUUCACCCAUACAUAUUGUAUAAAAAUUUUAAAGGAGAAACAGGGCUUUCUUUUGAUAAAACCCUUCAUCAGGGUUGACAAAUUUGCUUUGAAUCUAGGAGCCAGCUAAAAUAGUUAGCCAGUUUUUUUUGGUUUUUUUUUAAACUAACAAAGCUUUAUUUUCAAUGUCAAAAAUUUAAAUCUGAAAGGAACACUAUAGUCACCAGAACCACUACAGCUUAUUGUAGUGGUUCUGGUGUCUAUAGCCUGUCCCUGCAGGCUUUUUAAUGUAAACCGAGAAAAGGCAGUGUUUACAUUGCUGCCUAGUAACACCUCUAGUGGCAAUCACUCAGACAGCCACUAGAGUUGCUUCCUUGUCCAGUGCUGUACAGUGUUCUGCAUGGCGUGGCAUUUUACAGUACAUGCAAAAUAGCCUCCCAAUGAUUUUCUGUGGGAAAGCAUUGGAUUGGCUGAAAUCAUCAAGAUUGAUUAUCUCAGGGCAGGACCGGCACAAUGUGUAGAAAAGGGUGAGUAAAAUUACAUUUUCCAUGCGAUUGGAGUGGGGCUGGUCACCUACACACAUGCACCCACUGUCUUAGUUACAUAGUUAAAAAGAGACUUGCGUCCAUCAAGUUCAGCCUACCUUAGCCUACAACACCUGGUAUUCCCAGGCGGUCUCCCAUCCAAGUACUAACCAGGCCCGACCCUGCUUAGCUUCCGAGAUCAGACGAGAUCGGGCGUGUUCAGGGUGGUAUGGCCAUAGUCUUAGAUACUCAAAAAUUAUUUGUUUUAAUUAAAUUUAUGUCCACAUAGCCACCCUACCUUUAGGAGAGCUGGAGUGGAUCCUUUCCCUGGGGUCCAGUAAUCUUCAUGCUCUUUUUGCUCUGUUCCCUCGCACACUGUUUAGUGAUGCCAGGGCCAGAAUGACUUCAUAUACUGGCAUAACUGCUGGGUACGCAAGAGAGCCAUGCAGCAAGAUGACAGCUUCCUCGUUGCAUUCAUUCCAUACAGCCAACUGUCCCACUACUGCAAACACCCCAUACUGUAUUCUGCUACUGGCGGGGGGACAACACACUUUUAGCACUCCAAGCACCUACAGGAUUUUAGCUUCCUGAAGUGCUUUAUGUGUUCGGCAUGUCGUAGCAAUUUAAUUUAUAGCAUAGAACAAAUAGAACUGCUGCUAAACUGAUGGCAGCUCAGUAGGUUCAAUUCUCUUGCAGGAAUCUGCCUACAUCCCAAUAUUUUAAAUGGACAAAGAGGGACACUUUAAUUUUAGGGGUGUAACUAAGGGUCGUUACAUAGCUGAAAAGAGACGGCAUCCAUCAAGUUCAGCCUUCCCCACAUUAGUUUUUUGCUGUUGCUACAAAAGAAGGCAAAAAAACCAGUUUGAAGCAUUUGUAGCAAACUAGGAAAAAAUUCGUUCUUGACCCCAGAGUGGCAGUCAGAUCAAUCCUUGGAUCAAGCUGCUAUUACCCUAAGACUUUUUAGCUGACUUACUCUUAAAAAGUCCAAACUACUAAAAUAUAAUUUAGAAAAACAAUACAUCUGAUUUACACAGGCUGAUUUCUAAAUGCAUUUUGUGUAGUGUAACGACACAUUGCUGUGAGUACUAUUGCUGUGGAGUUCUUCCAUACACUCUCACACACCAACAAUAUUUAAAAAAAAGGCACAUUUCUAUAGCAAAGAGAGGUGGAUUUGGACCCCAAUAUAGAGACUGUCUCUCCAAACUAAGGACCCCUGGUGAGGCAUGCAUCACAGUUUUGGUGAAUUUAUGUGCACCCCAUAGAAAUAUUUCAAAAUUAAGAAGUGUACCUUCAUAAGCAUUGGCUAGCAAGUUAGAGGAGAUUUGUUAUGGAGUCCCUGCGACGCUUAAAGGUACAGCAGAUGGAUUUACUCAGACCUGCAUGCUGUGGCUUGACUUUAUUUCCAUUAGAGACCUUGCCUUAGAUGCUGACAAAUAGCCCAGUGUGGUUAGGAUACUUUGCAGCUAUAUGUCCUAGAAUACUUAGACUUGGCAUAGGGAGUGGGAGGAAACAGCCAUAAGUAUUGAUGAGGCUUGGGAGGGAAAAGCUUACAGCAACAUGAGUGCCUCCCCCCACUCUGCCUUUUUUUUCCCUUUCACUUCUGUAACCCAUUCCCUUCAUCACCCCACACUUUGGAGAAUUAAUACUCACUCGUGACAUACUUGACGAUAAAAGAAAAAUAAAUGUCACUGAAUAUAUUUUGUUACAGUGAGAUUGUCUAUGUAAUUCUCUAACAAUAUCACAACUACAAUUUGAGUGAAACAGUUUCUGUCCUUUCAUAUUUGUUAUAAACUUUAAAAUAAAGAUUAUAAGAAAAAAACAACUGUGCAGGGGCACCAUGGACUGCUAAAGGAGCAUAAGUGGUUCUUCGAGUGCCCUGUUAACCUACUUUAACAGUCAGUACAAUGGACACUUAAAGAGGGGGGAAAGAAUUUGGGGUAACGUUUUGGUUGUGCUGGAAUUUCAGCAACUGUACAUUGUAAAAUAUUUACACGCACAAAUGUAGUGAAAAUACACCUAGUUCAAAAUGACAAGAAAGGCUUGCAUCUAGGUACAUUCCGUUUCCAGCAGCUUUAUCUUUAUCUCUCUUGCAGUCUUUCCCUUGAUGAGCUCUUUUUAUUUUUUUCCUCAGAUACUUACUGACUGGCAAGAUAAAAAAGGAGAUCGCAGGUUCAUGAAACUGGGGAAAGAAAUUGAGCCGGGCACACCUGUUAAACACAGCAAACCCAAGAAGCAGAAACUGGAUGGUAAAGGAAGUCAUGCCUCCAAUACUGGUCCAGGAAGGCCAAAAUCCAGAACUAUGCAGUCCAAAAUCCAGGAUUAUGAAAUGUCAGAUGACCCAGUAGAUGUGCCCAGAAUGCCUAAAAAUGACGCCCCAAACAGGUAAAGUGAUGUCAUUUAGCAUAAAGAUAAAUGAUAAAGAGAUAUAUGUAUUUACUGAUUGUAAAACCGUUUUGUCACAAUCUUAUUUAAAAAAAAAACAAACAAAAAAAACACACACACUUUCUGCAUAUAUCCUCUGUGGAUUAUGAAAUCACUGUUUUGUAGUGUUUGUGUACUGUGCUGACUUGUGACUUUGAUACUGUUUUGGUGGAAGACACUUCUGGGACCCAAUCUCUAGCUUAGUGAGAGCCAUCCAUUUACUUGCAUGGUGUGGACACGCACUACUUACUCAAACUGUUAAAGGCAACAUAUAUUUCAGUGAUGAUAAAGAACAUGUGUGAGCUUUAAAAAGUGUUUUUCUAGCUGCUGAAAUCUUGAAAGUUCUGUUUAAUAUUCCAUGAUUAGGGGUAAUCUCCUGGACUGUAGUGCAGCAUUUUCUCUGUGAAUGUUGUUAAAUGUUCCUUGGAUAGAGUGUAAUAUAUAAUAUAUCUUUUAAAAGUACAGGGAUCUGACCAAUAUAUAAACUGUAGGCUGAGGGUAGGAUAUUCUGUGCAUCAUGCCACAUGAGAUGUUUCCUUAGUGGAAUGGAAACUCUUUACAUCUUUUUUUGCUUUUGUUGAUACUACUAUAUAUAUAUUACAAUUGUAGCAGAGCGGCAAUAUUAAAUCCCACGAUCUCCGCUGGUUCAGAAGGUAAUCCACAGUCAAGCGCUGAAAAGUAAGGCAAUAUCCCAAAUCUCCCAGUAACCGGACGAAACACAGUUCUGAGAGUCAACUGAGGCUUUAUUCACAGGCUCCACAAUUUAUACAAUUCCCCAUGCAAGGGGUUUCCUGAGUCCUGUCCCAGGGGUAUUACAGGAGUGGACUACGUGGGAAACUUAAAGUACAGAGCAUUUCUCCCAUCAGGCACUGCUGCACGAGAGGGAUCCUCCCACUGGAAUGUACAGUUAAGUGGAUUAUCCCUCCGUGCAGCAGAACCGGCAAUUUAUAUUAAAACGCAUAACUUUUCGAAUAUUAAGUUGAUUUGCACGAAUGGACGUUCGGUAGAUAGCUGGGGUCUGAGCGCAUCAUUCGUGAGAUUACCGCUCAGAUCCCAGCUAAAACAACCGAACGCCGCACGAAAAACAUAUUCACCAAAACAUGCAUUCAAAAGACCGAUUGGCAUAUGGGGAAUAAAAUACCGAACGGCCUGGAAGUCCAGCGGUGUUCGCGCCGUCGAGUAGCCGUUUUUAGUACCACGCGCUCGACGACCAAACACUGCUGGAGGAACAAAGGAUCCAAGAUGGCCGACCGCUGCGUGGUCGGUAGUCGAACGACGGCCACCUAGGAGAGCCUCUAAUUACCGAUUGCAACAUUGUUGCAAUCGGUUAACAAGCGCCACACGUCUCUUAAUGUGUGGGCUGUUACAGGUUGGUUUAUUCAGUUCACGAACGGCCCGCAAAGGUGCCGUUCGUGAAACGAAAUGAAAUACAGCUAUCUGCUUUCGGCAGAUAGCCAAUGCAGGCAAUACAAUAUUAUACAAUCUCAGUACAUUACACCCGGGAACAUACACAUCACCAAAACCAUACAGGCAACCCUUAAAGCCAUAGUCUCUGUAUAUUGUCCAAGUGGCUAGGUUUGCCACAACAAUGUUAAACAAAAAUCUGCACACCAGUCCAGUGAAGCCAUAUGACUUGCUUUUCCCACAGAAAUCACACAUCUGCAGUGAUGUUACUACUGCAAAUGAUUCUGAAAAGAUGCAAAGCCACCAUAACCUGUUUGGAUUUUGCUUCCCAAGCCUCAAUAGCAAACCAGUAACCAACCUCAUGCUGAUGAUAUGCAUUAACAAUGAAACAGCAGUCCAUGAGUGGUUCACUGGCUUUGCAUCUUUUCCAAAGUUGUGUUUCAAAGCUGUUGUAUACAGCAAACACAGACUCAAAGGAAUCCAUGUUUAAAAUGGAAUGCGGCAAAAAUCUGGCUCUUUGUUAAACUAAUUUGCAUAUGCCCACCCUGAAUCCUUUGCAGUAGUAACAUCACUGCAGAUGUGUGAUUUCUGUGGGAAAAGCAAGUCUUAUGGCUUAACUGGUGUUCAGAUUUUUGUUUAACAUUGUAUUAACAAUCCACAGACUUCAGGUGGAAGGGGUAUUCAGUCACAAUCCUCCCCCCCCCAACAUAUAUAUAUAUAUCAAUGUUAAACACAAAUACAAACACCAGGCAAGCCAUAAGACUUGCUUUGACCACAGAAAUCUCACUGUAACAGUGCUCUCACUACGGCAUGGGAUUCUGGGUAGGCGUAUGCAAAUGUGCUCAACAAAGAACCACUUUUUUGCCUCAUAAUUCCACUUUAUACAUGGAUUCCUUGGAGUAUGUGUCUGCUGUAUACAACAGCUUUGAAACACAACUCAGGAAGAGGAGCAAUGCCAGUGAACAACUCAUGGACAGCUGUUUCAUUGUUAUUUCAACUCAUCAGCAUUAAAUAGGUUACUGGCUUGCCUGGUGUGUGUAUUUGUGUUUAACAUUGCAUUAACUAUCCACUUAUUUCAGGUGAAAGGGGUUUUCAUCCACACUUUUGUGUGUGUGUGUGUGUGUGUGUGUGUGUGUGUAUAUUUAUUUAUUUAUUUCAAAUAUUAUAUGAAAGCACUGCUAUUGUUUAAUUUGAUUCAAGGAGUCCAUUUUAUUUAAAUUAUACACUCACAUAAUGACAAAUCUUGAAAAAGCAAAAAGCUGUAUAUAAAAAAAAUAUAUAAUUUUGCAACACUUUCUUUAAGAAGUGCGAUGUCCUAAACUUGUAUUUAUUUGUGUCUGAAUAAUUUGGCUUUAAAGUGCCAUGUUACUUGACAAGUAUGUUUUAGUUUGAUUACGUAGGUCAGCUUCUAUGCUGAGUGGGAACUAACCAUUUGGAUGUUCCUUGAAAGUUUGAUGUCGUUGUGUUCACCACUAACGUGUUGGUAAUGAAUUCCAGGUUUUGGGCCUCUGUUGAACCUUAUUGUGCUGAUAUUACAACAGAUGAAAUCAAAGUUUUGGAAGAUCUCUUGAAAACACCAGAGGAUGAGACAGACUAUUACAAGGUAUGUUUUAAAAAACUGUGCAACAUAACAGAUUUUAUAUUACUUUUAUCUGUAAACUUUUUGUUUCUAUAUUGUUGAGUGAAGUCCCAAUAUUCUCCAAGAGACUUCCUAUUCCCCUUUACUACUAUUUUCCCUUCCCCAUUACUCAUUUGAUUAUGCUUGCUUUAUAUGCCUGUCAAUUAUAUAUUAUAUUUGCGACUGGAAAGUUCAGCACCUCCAUCCAGAGCGUGGAGACACUGAAUGUAGGUGCUGCAUGUUGGGCAGCACUGACCCAGGAAGCACCUCUAGUGGCCAUCUGAGUGUCCCUAGGGAGCAAUGUAAAAGCUGCCUCUUCUCAGAAAAGGCAGUGUUUACAUGAAAAUGCCUGCAGGGACAGACUGUAGACACCAGAACAACUACAAUAAACUGUAGUUGUUAUAACUAUAGUGGCCCUUUAACAAAACCUGGUUCAAAACACUCAGACUUCAGACUGGCCUAAAGGUUCACUUUCCAGCAGGACAAUGGCCCUAAGUCAACAGCAACUCUGAGUGUCCUUGAGUGGCCCAGUCAGAGUUUAAACUUGAACCCAAUCGAACAUCUCUGGAGAGACCUGAAGACCUGUCCACUGACUGUGCCCAACCAACGUGACAGCGUUUGAACAGAUCUGCGGAGAUGAAUGACAAGAACUACCCAAAUCCAGGUGUGCAAAGCUUAUCACACCCAAAAAGACUUGAGGCUGUAAUUGCUACCAAAGGUUCUUCAAUUAAGUGAUAUUUCCGUUUUUUCUGUUUAUUAUAUUUGCAAUGGUGUCACAAAUCAGGUUUUUGUUUUCUUUAUGGUGAAUGGAGUAUAGAUUGAUGUGAAAAAAAUAGAAAUGCAAACAAUUGUAGCAAAAGGUUACAACACUUUAAAAAGUAAUAAACGGUGAAGGAGUCUGAAAACUUUCUGAAUGCACUGUAUCUAUUAACCUGUUUUGUCUUCUUGAGACUGAAAAUAUUUAAUAAAUCUUAAUUUAUGAAAACUGUUUCCUGCUAUACAGGAAAGCAAUAUGUAAAGGAAAUUAACUACGUGUGGAUCUUAUACAUUGGGCCCCUAAUGGUUGUAAUAGCCCCAUCCUAUUAAUCUUACCCAGCAAUAGACUGGUUACUGUAGCAACAUUGCCUUAUUUAGUGUUGUGGACCCUUUUGAUACUGUUGUGUUUAAUAAAGGUAUUUUGCAGAAAUCAUUCAUACAACAGAUGAAGAAUGGGUCGCCAAUCUCAUGCCAUGUACUAAUUAAGAUCCCUGUCAAAAUCCAGUCCUAUUCAGGUGUUUUAGUAGAUAAUAAAGGUGCAGAUUUCUUAACUGUCCUAAUAUUUAUUUUAUGUGAAAACUGUUUUGAACUUGUAUCAAGUGUUUAGACUUUGUAUUGUGUCUGUGCUGUUUAUUACAGAUAAAGGUAGGUGUCUAAUUAUAUGUUGUGAUCUUCUGUUUUAGAUUCCUCCCCUUGGGAAACACUAUUCACAUCGAUGGGCACAAGAGGAUCUGCAAGAAGAACAGAAAGAUGGAGCCCGAGCCGCUCUGGCUGGAGACAAAAAGAAAGGUGUUCUGGGACCACUGACUGAACUGGACUCCAAAGGUAGUAGUACAUUAACAUUCCUGGAGGGUCCUACACACCUAUAA
Messenger RNA from Pelobates cultripes (western spadefoot toad), 10798 nucleotides. The record is from the annotation of a GenBank genome assembly. Lineage: Eukaryota; Metazoa; Chordata; Amphibia; Anura; Pelobatidae.